This is a messenger RNA of Sporisorium graminicola, 2706 nucleotides long. RefSeq lists its product as uncharacterized. The record is from RefSeq and is a predicted model, not a curated record. The transcript has a single exon. The coding region runs from base 1 to 2706 and encodes 901 amino acids. NCBI's taxonomy places the organism in Eukaryota, Fungi, Basidiomycota, Ustilaginomycetes, Ustilaginales, Ustilaginaceae.
AUGAAUCCUUAUAGCAGCAGACGCGAUGGGUACCGUUCUUCGGACCCGCGCGGCCGUUCGCGCUCCCCUCCACCCUCCCGUGACUUUCAGGAGCGCGAAGCUCCUCACGCCCGCAUCAACCGCGAUCACGAUGCCCCACCCAAGCUGCUUCCCCGCAAACCGGGCACCUCGGCUAAUGCCCUUCCCGUCAGUGCGAGUGGCAGCCUCGCUGACAACCAUGCUUCCACAUCAGCAUCAGCAUCCGCCCACGACCGUAAUGUUCCUACAAGUCGUCCAGAGCCAUCCACUCUGCACGGACUCUCAGGUGCCGCUCCCGCCUCUGCCGCUGUGAUCGGAACUCACGCCGAACUUGCCGGACGGCUGUAUGUCUCAAAACCCGAUAUUUAUCUCUUCGAAAUCAUGCAGGCCAAAAACCUCGCGAUCUUUAAGGAUCAAAUGGAACUCGACGAUCAGAAGGAGAAGCUUGAUCGUGUCCAAGGCUGGUUUGACAAAGCCAACAGCAACGACCCUCGGCACUUGGCCAGGCUUACCGACCAGCAGAAGAUCGUAAAAAAUCUCCAGCAAAAGGUCCAGUCGGCAACGCUUGAUCUCUAUCGCCUGCAAGUCGAUUUCAACGUCCAGUCUUUUACGUCUCUGAUGACGCCCAUCUUAGCUCAAUUCGAGUCCAGACUGCAAGGCCUCCACCGAGAAGCUCAAGAAGAGCGCGAAAGGGACCGCAAAGUUCAUGAAGAGCUCCAGAAAGCGGCUACCACUCACUGGGGACAAAUUAAUCGCUGUCAGAGCGAUGUCACUAAGAUCAAGGGCGAUCUGUCCGCGCUCACCAAGGACAAUGAUCGCCUGCACAACGAUGCCAAAAACAUGCGCAAGGAUCUCGACGCCGACGUAGCCAGGAUCAAGGACAAUCGCGAGCGCAUCAAGCGCCUCGAGACCGAAGUGGCCGCGAUGCCGGACAAGGCUGCCAAGUCAGUUGCAGGCAUGCCCUCAGCCGCCGGCGCCUCUGUGCGCGCAGCCACGACCGCGCCUUCCAGUCCGGCCGCAGCCCACGUUGCUAGGUCCAGCGCCCCCUCGACCGUCCUCGAUCCGGGUUCAGGCACUGCUGCGCAACCUAACGCUGCACCAGCCUCUGCAUGGACAGCUGUACCAACCUUUGUCGCAGCCACCAACCACAGCACCACACAGCACCCUCCUCCUCCUCUUCCUGCCGCCGUAUCUAGUUCGCCUUCUGUUUCUGAGGCGGUCACUCGAGCUCAAUUUCGCAAAUGGGUGCGGGGUCACGAGCAGGACCUCGAGUUGCGCUUCGACGAAGUCAUCGACCGUGCUGUGCACGAGGCUCUUAUGGAGAACCGGGCGUGCAUGGACGACCGCAUACGAGCACUGGCUCGCAGCUGGAAGAGCAAAGUCCUUCGUGGAGAGGGUGCGUCCACUGAACAGACCCAGGCUGCAAUCAACGCAAACACUGGUGAUCCUGCGAGUGCGACCGCAGUGGCUGCUGAUGGGGCAGAAUCAAUGGAGAUCGAGACCGAGCAAGAGCAGCAGAAUCAAGUCCCCGCGCAACGCAGUCUUGCUCGUGGCCCACCUGGCUCAUUGCCGUGCUCACCAGUUGCAGUCCACACCACAGCCAACAGAAUCAAGCCUACUCAAGCGGCCAUUGAGCAGACGAGUCAGAAUGGCGUACCGGCAAUCACUUCGAUUCAGUCGCAGCCUGUCUCAGCAGGCGCAACAGUGUCCUCAGCACCGACUGCUACGUCGUCUGGCGUCUCGAUUCCUGGCCCGGCUUCAGAACCACACAAGGGCGGCACUGCAAGCAUCGCCUCUGCCAUGAUGACUAAUGCCACUGAGACAACACAGCGAGCCGCUGGUGGCGCCGGACAAUCGCACAUCGUCAAACAGGAUGGCACCCAGAAGCGGAUGACAGAUAUGCCAGUCGAAGUACUUGCAGCCAUCCGCGGCACGCUCAACGAGCACGGAAUGAAACUCGCCGCAAUUGAGCAGAAGGUUGACGCAUUGGCAUUUCCCGAGAACGAGUCAUUUGCCAGGCUGAUCGGGUCGCCGGACAAGGUCAAGCAGCUGGUCGAGUUGCUACGAGAGAACGGGCUCUUCGACGUCGCCACGGCGGUCAGCAGCGUUCUUGUUCAAAUUCAGCCCAACAUUGACCAAAUCCGUGCCAGGCUUGGUGCUCUGCGUACUUCGCAGCAGGUCUUGGAAGCGUGGCGGCCAGAGAUCGUCGCUACGGUGGACAAAAAGGCGGCUGACCUGCAGAAACAGUUGGAAAUGCUCGACGACCAGUGUUCGCUGCAAGGUGCCCUGCUGGUCAAGCUGGUGGAGCAUGCAAAUCCACGCCAGACACCUGUCGGUGCUAACAACUCCGCAAGUGGUGGCGGCGCUCAAGCUUCGCCCGUAACGCACUCUUCAGCCGUCCGCUCACCGAUGGUGCAACCUACUCAGCAUGCUCAGGCCCCGCCAGUUCCACGACCGUCUCCUUUGGAUGUGUCGCCGCUGUCGAAUCCGAUAAUGCGGCCUCCCUCUGGCAUGGAUGCGGCGGCCACGGCACUUUCGGCGCAUAUGCAACCAGCUGCUCAACAGCGGCCUGUCAUGCAUCAAGUGCUCGCGCAACGAUACCCGCAGCCGCCACAGCAUGUAGCUCAUGCUGUUACUCGAGGCACAAAUCAGUACCAGGACCCCAACCACCGUCAGGGCUACCAUUAG